Molecule: messenger RNA, 2004 nt
Organism: Lolium rigidum
Lineage: Eukaryota; Viridiplantae; Streptophyta; Magnoliopsida; Poales; Poaceae
Product: xaa-Pro dipeptidase-like
Exons: 5
Coding region: 49-2004 (651 amino acids)
Molecular function (GO): manganese ion binding; metalloaminopeptidase activity
Source: RefSeq, a predicted model, not a curated record
ACGCCGGCGAAGCAGAUCUCUUCCGCUCUCGCUCCACCCAGAGUGCCCAUGGAAUUGCACGCUGGCAACCGCGAGCGACUCGUCGCUGCGCUCCGUGCCCAUCUCUCCGCCUCCACCCGCCCUCUCCGUGGCCUUGUCCUCCUCCAGGGCGGCGAGGAGCGGACUCGUGACUCUACCGAUCACGUCGAGCUUUUCAGGCAGGAGAGCUACUUUGCCUAUCUCUUCGGCGUGCGAGAGCCCGGCUUCUAUGGCGCAGUCGACAUCGCCUCCGGACAGUCCAUCCUAUUCGCUCCAAGGCUGCCACCUGCCUACGCUGUCUGGAUGGGUGAAAUAAAGCCAUCGUCUUAUUUCAAGGAUAUGUACAAGGUUGACAAGGUCUUCUAUAUUGAUGAGCUUGCACAGGUCUUGCAAAAUCAGUUCAGUGAUGAGCAUGGGAAGCCUCUUCUUUUCCUCUUACAUGGAAAGAGCACCGACAGUGGAAACUACUCGAAACCUGCUAGCUUUGAAGGCAUGGACAAGUACUUUGACACCGACUCGAGCACGCUUCAUCCUAUCAUAACUGAAUGCCGUGUUAUAAAGUCUGACAUGGAGCUUGCCGUCCUUCAGUACGCUAAUGAUGUUAGCUCGGAAGCACACAUUGAGGUUAUGAGACAAGCAAAACCAGGAAUGAAGGAAUUUCAAUUAGAAAGCAUCUUUCUUCAUCACGCUUACAUGUACGGAGCCUGCCGACAUUGCUCCUACACUUGUAUAUGUGCUACCGGAGAGAACAGUUCUGUACUGCAUUAUGGGCAUGCUGCAGCUCCAAAUGACCGGACACUAGUGGACGGAGACAUGGCUCUGAUGGACAUGGGAGCUGAAUACCAUUUCUAUGGCUCCGACAUCACAUGUUCAUACCCUAUAAAUGGGAGAUUUAACAGACACCAGACGGUAGUAUACAACGCUGUCCUUGAGGCUCAUAAUGCCGUUAUAUCACACAUGCGCCCGGGAGUAAAAUGGAUUGAUAUGCACAAGCUUGCAGAGCAAAAAAUAUUGGAAUCUUUAGAGAAAAAAAACAUUAUCCAAGGUGAUAUUGGCGAUAUGAUGGCUCGAAGGCUGGGAGCUCUUUUCAUGCCUCAUGGUCUUGGGCACUUACUUGGAAUUGACACCCAUGAUGUCGGAGGCUACCCUGAAGGCUCAGAGAGGCCAAAGGAGCCAGGACUAAGCGCCUUGCGAACCAUUAGAGAACUUAAAGAAGGAAUGGUUAUUACUGUCGAGCCAGGCUGUUACUUCAUCGAUGCUUUGCUGGGGCCUGUUAGAGAUGACCCAAUUUCCUCAAAGUUCUUCAAGUGGGAAGUGAUUGAAAAUUAUAAAAGGUUUGGUGGUGUUCGUAUUGAGAGUAAUUUGUAUGUGACGGCCCAAGGAUGCAAGAACAUGACAAAUUGCCCACGAGAGACCUGGGAAAUCGAAGCGGUGAUGGCCGGCGCGCAUUGGCCUUUGCCCGCAUCGAGCUGCUUGGUGGUGACACCGGCGGAGGUUCCUCCGUCAACUCGGCGCAGCGCGGACGUGGCGGACCGCGUGGACGUGGCGGAUGCAGAGGAGGCCGGGGCUACAGCAGCCGUGGCCAUGGCCCCGGGCCAUGAGGCUCGGAAGUGCUGGCACCGCUACUCCGAGGAUGAAGAAGAAGAGGAGAAGGGCGCCAACGUUGCAUCAUACGGCGUGGACACCAACUGGUAUGGUGACACGGGCGCCACCGACCACAUCACCGGUGAGCUCAACAAGCUCACCAUGAAGGAGAAAUACACCGGCCGUGAGCAGAUUCAUGCGGCCAAUGGACAAGCCUUCACUCCAAUGCUGGUAGCCGCCUUCGUCAAGAAAUUCUCCUUCUACCAGAAUCUCUCCAAAACUGGGGUUAUCUGCAAAAUGGUCGGGGUCAUCCCCUUCAUCCGUUCGAGCAAGCAGCUCGCUGGCAGCAGCUGCGAGCUCGGCCGCGCCAAGAUCGCCGCCGCCGCCCCCUGGCGGCCAUAA